UGAUCACAUCGACCACGUGGUUAGCAUAGCCUCGAUCACAGCGCAGGAGCAACCGGAAACGCACGCUUCUAUUUCCUUUUCCGCUUAGCUUUCAUGUCGGGAGCAUUGUAGCCGUUCGAAGGUUCAACAUGUUGAUGCCCAAGAAGAAUCGCGUGGCCAUCUAUGAAUACCUCUUCAAGGAAGGUGUCCUUGUAGCCAAAAAGGACUUCCAUGCACCCAAGCACCCCGAGCUGGAGGCCAUCCCCAACCUCCAAGUCAUUAAGGCCCUGCAGUCCCUGAAGUCGCGCGGCUAUGUGAAGGAACAGUUCGCGUGGCGCCACUACUACUGGUACCUCACCAACGAGGGCAUCCAGUACCUGCGGGACUUUCUGCAUCUGCCACCUGAGAUUGUGCCCGCCACCUUGAAGAAGCAGUCUCGCCAGGAGGCACCCAGCCGAAGGCCCAAGA
Messenger RNA from Rhipicephalus sanguineus (brown dog tick), 447 nucleotides. Its product is annotated as 40S ribosomal protein S10. Gene Ontology annotation, cellular component: cytosolic small ribosomal subunit. Gene Ontology annotation, molecular function: structural constituent of ribosome; RNA binding. NCBI's taxonomy places the organism in Eukaryota, Metazoa, Arthropoda, Arachnida, Ixodida, Ixodidae. The record is from RefSeq and is a predicted model, not a curated record.